Molecule: messenger RNA, 1329 nt
Organism: Ostertagia ostertagi
Lineage: Eukaryota; Metazoa; Nematoda; Chromadorea; Rhabditida; Trichostrongylidae
Source: the annotation of a GenBank genome assembly
AUGGUGAAGGAUAUGAGCAAAAUGCAGAUGGAAUCGGAAAUAGAGCCACCUGGUGAGAGUAAAUGGAUCAACGCAACUGGAUGCGAUUGUCAGAAGGAGGCCGAAGUGAACAAAACUAGGGAACAUUUACGUUUGGUGACAAGAAUUAGUGCACUGAAAUUACUGCCAACAGUGAGAGAAGCAAUUUAUCAAAUCGAAGCCGAAAAGCUCUACGUCCUCCAACGUGCCAAAUAUGACGUGAUGAAAGAUAUGCGGGCCAAAUACGGCAAUUGGUUGGCACAGACAGAUAUUCUAACAAACAUGGAUGUGCUUAUAGUUUCGAUGCAGAAGUUGCUCAAUGAUAACAGGACCCUGACUGCCAAAGAAAUCUUUUCGCUGGUGAACGCAAGUGUAACUCAAUUUCACACGAACGUGCUUCCUUCAGCUUUUUUAUGUUUCGCCCUUGGCACAUGCAGGACAGCCAGUGCUCCUUAUAUGGAAUGUUUACGAAACAAUGUGCAACAAUGGGUGUCCUUUUUCGGUGACGAGCCAUUGAAAAUGGCAUACAGUGUUGCUGACGCUAUAUGGCAGUAUAGAAAAGUUGAUGCCGUACUUCAAGCCUUGCAUAACAGCCUGAUUACUGCUGAAGAUGAAAUCACAGUAGAGUGUGCUCAUCGGUUCCACAACGUCACCGUUUGUCCGAAAUGUCUCACAGAUGACACAGUCAGUUAUUGUAGGGGUUCUUGCAUAUCAGCUUCAUAUAGCUGUCUGGGAAAUCUCUCGAAAAAAUGGGAAGCAAACAUCGAUGAACUCUACAAAGUGACGAGGAGAUACGAUGAAGGGUUUAUUCACCUGGUCCACGGCAUUUCUAAUGGUAUGCAAAGGCUGGUGCAAACGGAAGCCCCACGGCUUGCAAAAGUAAUUGUGAACAAAUGUGGACCAUUACUCAAGGAAAAUGUCAUCUACAUGACAUCCUUUACUGGCUCAGAGCUUCAAAAACCGCAGGAAUUAAAGGCGAUAACGAAGGAACUCGUCGAGCAUGUAAAUAAUUUGACCUUUGUUUGCUUUUCUUCUUCUCGGCCGAGAUGGGCUGAGCUCGUGCUCAACGUCACGAUGUCAAUUGUUUUGCAUUCAAUUGCAGAUGCGAACAUUGCGGAAGUGCUGGACUCAGACUGCCAAUCGAACUUGCUCGGGGGCCUCCGGAGGGGGAUUUUGUUGGAAUGGCACAAACAUAGUGAGAACGCUGCUGACGAGCUCAGUCUCGGCAUUAAAGACGUUCGUCCACGCCCAAAGGUCAGUUUUGGUCUCGCUUUCGCUUUUGUUGCUAUCGAUUAUCUUACUGGUUUGAUA